This is a messenger RNA of Physcomitrium patens, 3420 nucleotides long. Its product is annotated as ERAD-associated E3 ubiquitin-protein ligase component HRD3A. Lineage: Eukaryota; Viridiplantae; Streptophyta; Bryopsida; Funariales; Funariaceae. Gene Ontology annotation, biological process: ERAD pathway. Gene Ontology annotation, molecular function: protein binding. The record is from RefSeq and is a predicted model, not a curated record.
GUGGGGGAUUCUACCACAUUUGAGCUUCCAGUCGCCGUCCCGAAGCUUACUUGCUUCCCUGCCUUCCCAUUCCCUUCCCUUCCCUUUGCUUUUCUUUGCAUACUUGCUUGCUUCGUAUUUCCCUUACUAUUCCCCACUGCCAAUCGAAUCCUUUCCGGGCCCUUCAUUUAUCAGGCAGCAGCUACUUCACACAAUUCUGCGCUAUUACUGAUGCAAUCCUCGUGCAGAGGAGGAGGAUUGAUAGAUUGAUAGAUAGAUAGAUUGAUUGAUUGAUGGCUUCGUGCAGAACAGAUCUCGCAGGUCGAUAAUCAAUCUCGAGGAGGAGGGAGGAGGAAGUUAAGUUAGGUUUUGAAGGAGGUCUUGGAAGGUUUGGGGGGAGGUGUGGUUGUUGUGACGAGGGGGAGGGAGAGGGUUAGAGGUGAAGAAGAGCUCUCGUGUUUGUGAGGGUUUGUCGGAAUUUUGAGUUUGCCCCCCCUUUUUUUUGUGGUUGGGCACGGAGGUUGAGAUUGAGCGUCAUGGGAUGGGAGAGGAGGAUCAAGGAUGUUGGUUUGGAUUUUUGAGGAAUUUUGUGGGAGGGUCUAGUUUAGGGUGCGGAAAUCAGGUGAACGAGGUGUCGGAGGAUGGUCUGAAGGUCGUUUGCGAGAGGAGCGCACUUUGCGUGGAUUUAUUUCGCAUGGUCGAUUCCUCGGGUGGAUUCGGGAUGCCUUGGAAGGAGCUUCACGAAGUGGAUGAUGUUGAGAUGAUGAUGAUGAUGAUGUGAACAGGGUGAUGUGGGCGUGGUUGAUUAGAAAUUGUUGUGUGGAGGGCUCGGAUUUUCAGGCUAGCGGGGGUAGUGUUUUGGAAGACUGAUCAGUUAACCCGGGUGAGUGAGUGAGUGAGUGAGUGAGUGAGUGAGUGAGUUCAGAUGGGCUUAUUAGGUUGGCGGAGGGGACGGUCAAUCCUCCACGUGUUGGCGUUGGUCUCGGUGUUAUCGCUCCUUGCGCUUCGUGCCUCAGCGGCUAGUCCCUCCAAAAAAGGUGGUUCAACCAUCCUGUUAUUUCUAGGUUCAGACUCAGAUGAUAACAGAGACGACGGUAACCUUUCGGAUGGUGAUGAUGGGUCAUCCGAGAGCUUGCAGACGGAGGUUGAAGAGGCUCCCCCCGAAUGGGAUGAAUUCAGUGAUGCUCAGGAUUCACAGCGGACCGAUGAGGACUUGGAUCCUGGAUCGUGGAGUCAGAUCCUAGAGCAACCACCUAACUGGGAUACUCGUCACAAACAGUGUGCUUCCGGGAUUCGGAAGAUGAUUUUAGCGGUAAAUGAAGAAGAUCCCGGCAUGUUAAGUGAGGCGAUUGAAAUCCUGCGAUCGGAGGCAGAUAUUGGGAAUCCUCAUGCUCAGUCAACACUCGGUUUCUUGAAUUGGAUGGCUAUCGGUGUACCAUACAGUGACGCCAAGGCUUAUCUUUAUCACGAGUUCGCUAAAGAAGGUGGAAAUCCACAGUCAAAGAUGGCACUUGCCUACCGCUACUACCGCAAUCAGGAAUAUGAAAAAGCUGUGAAACUAUACUCUGAGCUCGCUGCCAUAACCAUGGCGAGUUUUGUAAGUUCCAGAGAGGGUCCUCUCUUGGAGUACGUGCGGUUGAAUUAUGGAUUAGAAGAGAGCAAGGAUGUGUUGAAAAAGUUCCGAGGAGAAGAGGACGACGACUUCCAGUUUUUAGAGUAUCAGGCUCGCAAGGGGCAUCCAGAUUUUAUGUUUCAGCUUGGAGUGUUCUACUACUAUGGCUUGCGAGGUGUUCGGCGUGAUCACAGCAAAGCACUCCUCUGGUUGCUGAAGGCAGUUGAGAAGGGUGAGUCACGACCGUUCGAGCUGUUAGGGGAGAUAUACGCACGUGGAUAUGGUGUAGAGAGGAAUUACACCAAGGCUUUAGAGUGGUUUAAGGCUGCUACUGCACGGAAGCAGCAUUCUGCCCUGAAUGGGAUAGGUUUUCUUUAUAUUAAAGGACAAGGUGUAGAAGGCAAAAAUUACACCAAGGCUAGGGAAUAUUUUCAACGUGCUACAGAGGCUAGCAAUGUGGAUGGAUUUUAUAAUCUCGGCAUCCUGUAUUUGAAGGGCUUGGGAGUUGAAAAAGACUACUCACGUGCCAGGGAUCUUCUGGUGGACGCUGCCAACAAGGGGCACCUCAAAGCGCGAUAUCAUCUUGCAAUUAUGUUGCAUAAAGGCACGGCAGGCAUGAAGAAAGAUCUUGCUCACGCUGCGGCAUUGUACAAGCUUGUAGCAGAGAGGGGCCCCUGGGGAAGAUUGAUGCGUCAAGCUUUAGAGUUUUAUAUCAAGGGCCAUGUCGGCAAAGCGUUAGUACUGUAUUCUCGCACUGCGGAGCUUGGAUAUGAAGUAGGCCAAAGUAAUGCAGCUUGGCUGCUUGAGAAGUACCGAGUUGGGAUUUGCAUCGGAAGCUCUGGCAUUUGCAAAACUGAAGAGCGCCACCAGCGAGCACAUAACCUGUGGCGACAUUCCUCUGAGCAGGGCAACGAGCAUGCGUCGUUGCUGUUAGGAGACGCUUACUAUUAUGGUCGAGGGGCAGCCAAAGAUCUGGAGAGAGCAGGUGAGGCCUACAUCAGAGCAAAGGAGAAGCAUAGCUCACAGGCAAUGUUUAACCUGGGCUACAUGCAUGAGCGAGGGUUGGGUUUGCCAUUGGAUCUGCAUCUUGCGAAGCGGUACUAUGAUGAAGCACUUGAGGAAGAGCCAGCAGCAUUUGUACCCGUUACUCUUGCUCUCACUAGUCUUUGGUUACGACAGCAUUACAGUGGGAGUUUUCUGGUGAAGGUUAUCGAUUCCUUGCCGGACGCACAGGCAAAUCUUGAGGAGUGGUGGAGCAACAUGACUGUGGAUGAACUUGAUGCAUUGCUAGUCACACUUCUCCUGAGCUUAUUGUUUGUUAUAUAUGUAAGACAAAGACAUCGGCAUCACUAUGCAGCUGCUGCUGCCGCUGCUGCUCCACCUCCUGUUUUGCCUGCGCAGUAAUUCCCCUUUUUGACUCUACAUAGUUUAUAGUGGUUCCUUGGUUGCUAAAAUAUCAACCAAUUUCAAGUCUUGGUUGGCGGAUUGCGUAUAAUGCGAGGAUAGAAUCGGGAACCCUAUGUGCUGAGAGCACUUGCUUUCGGUUGCCUUCUUCACAUGGGUGUGCCCACGAGCCCCGCUUCAAAACUGCAGUGCCAUGUAUAGUUUAUAUUCUUCUCAGCUGGGAAUUGUGUAUCGUCAUGCCAAUAUCUGUAGAUUAGUGAUGCAGUUGAGAAAUUCAAGCUCGACAGUUGAGACUUGGAGAUGAUGGUCAUUGACUUGAUGAGGGGAAGUUAACAUUCAUAAUGAGCAGAGAGUUUACCAAUGUAUUUAUAUCCACAUCUCUCUUUUUCUCUCCAUAUCUUUACAUAUACGAUUGAAACUUUUGA